Molecule: messenger RNA, 1566 nt
Organism: Sipha flava (yellow sugarcane aphid)
Lineage: Eukaryota; Metazoa; Arthropoda; Insecta; Hemiptera; Aphididae
Product: zinc finger MYM-type protein 1-like
Exons: 4
Coding region: 1-1566 (521 amino acids)
Source: RefSeq, a predicted model, not a curated record
AUGGGGGUUGAUUCAUGUGAUGUACGAGUAAAUGCCAAUGAAAUAAAUAAAUAUAAUUGUAACAGUUUGAUGAAAGUACAAGAUGAGAAUUUAAUAGAAGAAGUUAUGCAUUUUCCAACAGAUCUAGCAGAUUGGUCACGUACUGCGAGUUUUAUACAAUUUUGCGCAGUACAUGGGAUAGAUCAAAAUAACAACGACGAUUUUAUUGAAUCAAAAAAUCAAUAUUCAUUAGAUAAUGUAAGAUAUUGUAAUAAAUCCAUGUUUUUUUCAAAAUUACCAAAUGGUGAUCAAACUCCACGUUCAUGGCUUGUUUACUCUCGUAAAUUAGGAAAAGUUUUCUGCGCACCGUGUUGGCUAUUUAAAAAUGAAUUUUCCAAUUUAGCUAAUUGUGGAUUUAAUGAUUGGAAAAAUGCGCAUAUACGUUUUAAAGAACAUGAAGGGUCGUUAAAUCACAAAACAUGUUUACUAAAAUUGAAACAUUUAGGACAAGAAAAAGGAAGAAUAGACUCUAAGUUAUUUAUUCAAAUUGACCAUGAAAAAAUGUAUUGGAGAAAAGUUUUAGAGAGAGUAGUAUCUGUAAUUAAAACGUUAGCUUCACGUGGACUACCAUUCAGAGGACAAGAAGAAAUUUUUGGAUCACCUAAAAAUGGAAAUUACAUGAUGCUUCUUGAAUUGUUAUCCGAAUUUGACCCUUUCUUAGCUCAACACAUUUCGAAAUAUGGUCAUUCUGGUAGUGGUUCUACUUCAUAUCUAUCAUCAACAAUUUGUGAAGAAAUUAUUAAUUUAAUGGUCAAAAAAGUUAAAGAAGUAAUCAUAAAUGAUAUUAAAAAACGUAAAUAUUACUCAAUAUUUAUUGACUCUACGCCUGAUAUAACACAUUCUGACCAACUUGCUUUUAUACUUCGCUAUGUCAGCAAUGAAGGUGUACCGAUCGAACGAUUUUUAGAAUUCAUACCAAAAGUUGGACAUAAAUCUUUGGAAAUAGCCGAAACAGUCAUUAAGACAAUCGAAAAUUUAAAAUUAAAUGUAUCAGAUUGUCGUGGACAAUCAUACGACACAGCAAAAAAUAUGACAGCUCAUUCACUUAAUCUUGUUGGUACGGAUGGAGUUGAAUGUUGUAAUGAAGCAGCUACAUUUUUUGGACUAAUGCAAAACAUCUAUGUAUUUUUUUCAAGCAGUAGUCAUAGAUGGGAUAUCCUCAAUAAUAUGGGGUCGAAAUCACAUACAUUAAAAGCACUUUCGAAUACGAGAUGGUCAUCAAGAGAUUCUGCUUGCCUGAGUUUAAAUGAAAAUUGGUCUGCUGUUGUAGCUACAUUAACUUAUAUAAUGGAUGAUCACACUGAAAAUAAUAUAACUAGAAAUGAAGCAAAAGGACUAAUAAAUAAAAUGAGUUCAUUAGAAACUACAACUACUUUAAUUAAAUUAAUAGAGCACACUCGUAAAAAUUUUGAUGAUUUUGAAACAGAAGCAUUAGCAAAAGCAGUUAAUAAAGAUUACAAAAUAAAUACUACAAGAAAAAAAAAAAAAAGAACGAUUUUUCACGAUGAAUCUGAAUCUGAAGAAUAG